Molecule: messenger RNA, 472 nt
Organism: Dipodomys ordii (Ord's kangaroo rat)
Lineage: Eukaryota; Metazoa; Chordata; Mammalia; Rodentia; Heteromyidae
Gene: Atp5mg
Product: ATP synthase, H+ transporting, mitochondrial Fo complex, subunit G
Exons: 3
Coding region: 65-376 (103 amino acids)
Biological process (GO): proton motive force-driven ATP synthesis
Molecular function (GO): proton transmembrane transporter activity
Source: RefSeq, a predicted model, not a curated record
CGGGUCCUUCCGGGGAGUGACAUUCACCGGCCGUUCGGGGAGAGGGACCGUCCGUCCUGGAGCCAUGGCCCAGUUCGUCCGCAACCUCGUGGAGAAGGCCCCGACGCUGGUGAACGCUGCUGUGACUUACUCCAAACCUCGAUUGGCCACAUUUUGGCACUACGCCAGGAUUGAGCUGGUUCCUCCGACCCCUGCUGAGAUCCCCACAGCUAUUCAGAGCCUGAAAAAAAUAAUCCAUAGUGCUCAGACUGGUAGCUUCAAACAGCUCACAGUUAAGGAAGCUAUGCUGAAUGGUUUGGUGGCCACUGAGGUGUGGAUGUGGUUUUAUAUCGGAGAAAUCAUAGGCAAGCGUAGCAUCGUUGGCUAUGAUGUUUGAAGACCAAUCUUAACAUCUGAUUCUUUUUGAUUUAUUACUUGAGUGUUCUUGGACAUACGUUCAGAGUAUUAUCUGAAUAAAAUGAGUCAAAUAUCA